Diaporthe citri is the source of this 675-nucleotide messenger RNA. RefSeq lists its product as uncharacterized. Lineage: Eukaryota; Fungi; Ascomycota; Sordariomycetes; Diaporthales; Diaporthaceae. The transcript is spliced from 2 exons. The record is from RefSeq and is a predicted model, not a curated record. Bases 1 to 675 code for a protein of 224 amino acids.
AUGAAGUACAUUCUUUUGACCACUAUCUUUGCCGCUGCCUGCGCAGCUGGACCUCUCGCUGAAGUCAGAGAUCUAACUGGCACGCCCGAGAACACGCUCACUUACGUCGACGUAGCUCCGGCUGAGUUGGAACCGCAGAACGCGGACUUGACCGACCUUGUCGCUAGGGAUACGCUCCCUAACACUGUCUGCCCGGCCGGACAGACCUAUGACCGCUCGGUCUGCUUCAAGUCCAACAUCAUUCGUAGCUUCUGCGUUGCCAACCCUCGCAGCAACCGCGAGAAGAUUACGGACACCCCUUGCGCCGCCGACGAGAUCUGUGUUCAGCGUCGCCUCACCAACGGCAGGAGCUACGCCAAGUGCAUUCCUGUCGUUAACCUUGUCGAGUGGAAGACUAGCCCGGACGGAAACAAGGAAGGCUGCACUGACACCACCGUCAAGGAUGGAGGAAACCACCACAUCGGAACCAUUGUCUAUGAUGUGAACCGCAACCCAAUUCAAGUCGAUAGGAUCCGUUACCUCGGACAGCCUGGCGAUGUUAAUGAGGGAAUUGGUGGAGCGACCCCGUUCUUCAGCAGCGACCUCUUCAGCUUCGCAGGAGGCCAUUACCUCAAGACUUGCGUCUUUGCCGGUGGCUUCGGUAACCUGAACGCCUACUCCUGGGCUUGGGUUUAA